UGGUGUUUUAAUUGCGCUCAGAAGAGUCUGGUUUAAAAUUUCAAAAAUGACCAAUACACAUUUCAAGCGGGACGGCGAAGUUCUCCAUUUAAGUAUCUAUUUUCCAGGCGUUACUUGCCAAAACGAAUGCUUUUUAUUAUGUUUUGUAGCCUUCAUAAGGUCAAUGAAUCCAUAUCUUUGACUCUUGCUCUAAUCAGAAGUACACAUACUGUUUACAGAACUACGUGUGAAUCGGCUGAAACUUUGUUAUCCAUAAAAAAUGGAGGAUAUCUAACGAUCGAUGAAAUUAAAACCGAAAUAAUUGACGAUGACACAAUGGACAUGGAUGACCAACAAAUUUCAAAUAACUCUACGGAUUCACAUAUGGACAUAGAGGAAUCUGAUCCAAUUCCUGAACUUGGACCUGCUGCUUUAGGCUUACAAAGAGUAGGCACUCAACCACCCCCAAAACCGAACCCACCUACACAACCUGUUCAAGUUUUGAAUCGUAGAGGAAUGCCAGCAAGAAUAAGAAAGAAAAAUAAAUUAUUUUAUGAUGAUAUUUUAGUUAAUCAUCCUCAUCAUAGAAUAAAAAAGGAUCCAUCACAUAUGGAUCAUAAACAAUCUCCUAAGAAAAUCACUAGAACAUCACCAACAAAAAGACAAAAUAAAAUAUCUAAUGAACAAAGAAAAAAUAAUAAUAUGUCAAGUCAACCAUCGACACCUUCAGUAACACCAAUUAAGCAAGAAAAGGAACCUGAUAAACCAAUGCAACCUUCAUCUCCAGAUCGUAGAAUCGGGCAAAAGAUUGGUAUGAGAUUAAGAAAUUUAUUGAAAUUACCGAAAGCACACAAAUGGGUUUGCUACGAAUGGUUUUAUAGUAAUAUUGAUAAAACACUUUUUGAAGGUGACAAUGAUUUUAUGAUAUGUUUAAAAGAAUCGUUUCCUCAAUUGAAAACUCGGAAAUUAACUCGAGUUGAAUGGUGUAAAAUAAGAAGAAUGAUGGGCAAACCGCGAAGAUGUUCUCAAUCGUUCUUUGAGGAAGAAAGGCGAGAAUUAGACAGGAAAAGACAAAAAAUUCGAAUGCUGCAACAGCGAAAAGCUGCAGAUAUUAACGGUUUUAAAGAUUUACCACCAGAAAUACCAUUGCAAUUGGUAAUAGGUACUAAAGUAACAGCAAGACUGAGAAAACCACAAGAUGGAUUAUUUACUGGGAGUAUCGACGCGGUGGAUACUAGUAAUAAUACUUAUAGAAUUACUUUUGAACGUGCUGGAUUGGGAACUCACAGUGUCCCUGAUUAUGAAGUACUGUCUAAUGAACCACCAGAAACCAUAAGUGUUGCUUCUUUUGCACAAAAAUUUCGACCGAGACAUAUACAAUAUGUACCAUCACCACCAUAUGCAAUGAAGCUAAUGUCACCACGUUUGAACAGUGAUCCAUUAAUAUCCAAUGCAUCUGUUUCAUUACCAAAGAAAUCACAUAUUGGUGGAACAAUGAAUGGAUAUCCCCUGAAAUUACUUGAAUUUAUGGUAAAAGUAAAUAAAAUAUUAGCUGCUAAAAAAAUAAAAAUUAAAAAAUUAAAAGAAAUGAAUAGUGAAGCAGAAAAAAGACGAUCAUUCGGAGAGCCGCUUCCACCAGAUUUUGAAAGAAGAUAUGCAGGGAUUGUGGUUGAAUUAGAAAAAAUGAAUACUGCUCUCCAAGAUUUUUUGAACGACGUCCAAGAAUUAUGUCAAGAAAUGGCCCCAGAACCUAGUGUUGCUGCUAUGUUAGCCCCAUCACAUCUCCGCGAGAAGUGUAAGCAGGAAGCAACAGAUAUGGUUGCAAAAAAUAAUAUAGUUAAUGACAAGGAACCUGGAAAAAUGACACAAUUAGUAACAGAUUUAACAGCUCUCAUGCUCCAAGUAAAGAGCUUGUCGGAUUCAGACCAAAAUGCAUAUGAGUUAAAGGUAUUACAGGGGACUAUGGAACAAAUACGUUCAAAAUUGAGUCCACAAAAUCAACAAGUUUUUCAAAACUGCGUUGAAAUACAUAUGCAGCAUAUACAAUUAGGUCUUGGACAAAGAGGUGCUUUAACACCAUUUAUGGCUCAAUGGGCUUAGUAAAUGUAAAAUUAAUUUUCAUAAUAUUUUUAAAAGAUGUACAAUAUUAAAACAAAUGUAGAUUACAAUACUACAAUAUUUUGUAAGAAAACUUAACUUUAUUUUAUUAUCUUUUUGUAUAGGGCAUAUCAUUAGUAAGGAGUACCUAUAUUAAUAGGAUACCAAUGUAUGUUCUACUGCAAUUGUACAUACAAUUCUAAAACCGUUUUCAAGUCACUUUCUAUAUAUGCCUUUCAGAAUAGUAUGCUGUGUUAUUAACAAAUUGUAUAGCGUCAGAAUUGUUUCGGUUUCCUAUUCCGCGUGUUUAUCAUAACAAGUCAAGCGCUAUUGGUCACUGACGAUUUAUAUGCAGGGACGGGUAGGAUAUUAUUUCAAAUAAUAAAUAAUGUCUUUUUAUUCUCUAUACACAUUAUGCACACACGUAAAGUUACCAGAGUUUAGCUAUUCAUUUUAUGCGUCAAAUCAUCAACAUAAAGUUGUGUUAUUUGUUGAAAUUUUUAUUUUCAUUUAAAAUACUAUUUUGUCCAAACUUUGUGUCAUUUAUUACUGUAAGUAGUAUAUGGAAUAUUAUUGGAAUAAAUUUUUCCAAUACUUUCAACGUGCAGUGUCGUGAUUGCUUAGAUUUUCAAUUGAUGUAGGCUUCACAAUUCGCAUAAAAUAGGAAGUUAAAUAUCUAUGAAUUAAAUAGAAUUGAUAUAUUUUACAGAGGUUGCUUUGAUGAAAUGCGUAUAGAAACUUAACUUUAAAUCAUCACAUUUUUAUUUUGUAUAGUAUGUCUUUGCUUAUAACUAAUUGGAAAGGCCAACAUUUAGUACAUUAGAAUUUCUAAAUCUCUAUGGUUCUGUAUCUUACAUGUAAACAUUCAUGUUUCAUAACAAAUUGUAAAUACAUUAAGAAGAUUCAGAAAUA
Megalopta genalis is the source of this 2988-nucleotide messenger RNA. Its product is annotated as Myb-interacting protein 130. Gene Ontology annotation, molecular function: DNA binding. The record is from RefSeq and is a predicted model, not a curated record. Gene Ontology annotation, biological process: reproductive process; regulation of transcription by RNA polymerase II; DNA-templated transcription. NCBI's taxonomy places the organism in Eukaryota, Metazoa, Arthropoda, Insecta, Hymenoptera, Halictidae. Gene Ontology annotation, cellular component: nucleoplasm; transcription repressor complex.